Chara braunii is the source of this 2069-nucleotide messenger RNA. The record is from the annotation of a GenBank genome assembly. NCBI's taxonomy places the organism in Eukaryota, Viridiplantae, Streptophyta, Charophyceae, Charales, Characeae.
CGGCGCGCCCGAUCGUUCGCCACGUGUCUUACCUGCGUCCCCUCCCUCCCCAUCUCUUGCGCCAUCUUUUUCUUCGGAAGAAGACGACGUUUCUCCAUCGCCAUCUUCUUCCCCUGCAUCUCUUGCCUUGUCCUCUACUCCGUCCCCACCACCAUCUCCAUGAGCUUUGUCACGGAACGAGCCCUGGACGACCAUCUCUUAACGCCACGGGGUUACAUCUCAGCGAUUCGGCUUGUUCGUCAACCACGGUUCAAUCUGGAUCUUCUGCGACUGACGCAGUUCUUCUACACUUCAGGAGUGUACGCAGCGGCCGAGUUCCGAUUCGCGGGCAGUCCUCAGGCGGUCGUGUUAGCAGAGACAGUGGUUGUACAUCGGCGGUCAGCUCCCGGGAUUAGCCACGUGUCCACGGUCGUCGGCUUCAGCGGCGAUAUCAGUACGAGUGACGAGAGCCCGAUUCCGCAUGUCCUCACGCGGACUCUAACGCCGUAUCUUCAGUGGUCGGCGUGCCUGGAGGAGCCAGGAACCAGCCGCAACCCGCCUUUGCAGCGGGAUUAUCUGGACCCAUGGGAGAUCAUCCAUCUCGCCUUUUUCCAAGUUCGAGCGGCCUCCGAGGACGAAGAAAUAGAGAUUGAGGAAGAGAGCGUUGAAGAAGAAGAAGCCGCCGAAGAGGACGAGGAGGAAGAAACCCCGGAGGAAGGCAGUUAUAGCGAGCACAGUGAGGGAGAGCAGUGUGAAGGCGAGGAAGAAGACGAGGAAGACGAAGAGGAGCUAGAGCUGGAGGAGUCUAAGUGGGAGAUCUCGGCGGAGGAGCUCGAGCGAACAGAAGUGGAGCAGGCGGAAGACCCCGAAGCGGCGUGCAAAAGAGACGAAAUCGCGGCCGUAAAACGACAGUUGGAGUUUGCCAGCAUGGCAAAUUUGCCGAUCACCGAGGAUCCGGCCCGCGAUCCUGAGCCGCCCAAGCUUGAAGAUGGAGAACAGGCCGAAACUUCGAGCGCACCGUGGAGGCGUUGGCGUGAACACUUCGUCGAUCUGUCGGUAUGCCUGAUUGGAGUACGAAUCACAUGGACCAAGGACGAGGAACACCGCGAGUGGUUUGAGUACUUGGAGCUGAUGAUCGUUCAAGCCUGGAGGACCGACGUGGAAGGCGAUCUUCGCGGAUUCCUGUACGGAUCGGUGCGCCCCAGUCAUCGCCAGCCGAUCACCUUAGAGCUGACGGUCCCCUUUGCGCAGUUAGCAAACGAUCUCCCACUUGAGAUCGUCUCGCAAAGUGACGACAUCCCGGUUCCGUAUGUCCUCACGCGGACCCUAACGUUGCAUCUUCAGCGGUCGGCGUGCCUGGAGGAGCCAGGAACCAGCUGCAAUCCUCCAUCACAGCGGGAUUAUCUGGACUCAUGGGAGAUCAUCGAUCUCACCUUUUUCCAAGAUCGGGCGGCCUCCGAGGACGAAGAAAUAGCGAUCGAGGAAGAGAGCGCUGACGAAGAAAAAGAAGAAGCCGCGGAAGAGGACGAGGAGGAAGAAACCCCGGAGGAAGGAAGUUAUAGCGAGCACAAAGAGGGAGAGCAAAGUGAAGGCGAGGAAGAAGACGAGGAAGAAGAAGAGGAGCUAGAGUUGGAGGAGUCUGAGUGGGAGAUCUCAGUGGAGGGGCUCGAGCGAAUAGAAGCGGAGCAGGCAGAAGACCCCGAAGCGGCGCGCAAAAGAGACGAAAUCACGGCCGGGAAACGACAACUGGAGUUUGCCAGCGCGGCAAAUUUGUUGAUCAGCGAUGAUCCAGCCCGCGAUCCCGAGCCGCCUAAGCCUGAGGAUGGAGAACAGGCCGAGACUUCGAGCGCACCGGCAGGACGGCGACGAAGUCGAUCGCCCUCCCCCUCCCGCCCCGACCGUCCAUCAGUUCGAGCCCGUACUUAUACGGGGCAUCGGGCUUCGUCCCCCGUCGUUAUCCCGCCGUCCCCUUCACUACCUCACCCUCCAUCAGAUCAGUACCCAUGUCACCUUCCCCCGUAACCCCUUACCCAUCGACACCUUUCGAUUCUUCUACACCACUCGCCUCGUCGUUACCAUUCACCCCCAUC